Pelobates fuscus (common spadefoot toad) is the source of this 1500-nucleotide messenger RNA. It is a transcript of the gene PLPP1, whose product is annotated as phospholipid phosphatase 1. The coding region runs from base 230 to 1087 and encodes 285 amino acids. Lineage: Eukaryota; Metazoa; Chordata; Amphibia; Anura; Pelobatidae. Gene Ontology annotation, biological process: signal transduction; phospholipid dephosphorylation; phospholipid metabolic process. Gene Ontology annotation, molecular function: phosphatidate phosphatase activity. The transcript has 6 exons. Gene Ontology annotation, cellular component: plasma membrane. The record is from RefSeq and is a predicted model, not a curated record.
UCCAGAGAACAGCCCAGCGAGUAAAGCCAGGCUUACCCCCAGCUGCAGCCACUAGGAGCCACUGACACCAAGCAGGGCGAGCUGCACAGUGCCGAGUGUACCAUGUCCCUGUGACACCUCCCAUGCCCUCUGUAUACCCGGCUCUGUACCCAGUGACCGUACACCUGGAGUGACACUGACUGACUGCCCGCAGGUUAACCUAGAGUGAAGGAACCCCCAGGAAAUCGCCAUGUUUGAUAAAACCAGAAUCCCCUUUGUGGUGUUGGAUAUUGUCUGUGUGAUAUUGGCUGGCUUGCCCUUGAUCGUUUUAAAGCUGAUCACAAAAAUACCAUAUCAGAGAGGUUUUUUCUGUAAUGACGACAGCAUCAAGUAUCCAUUCCAUGAGAGCACCGUCACCUCCACUGUACUCUACACAGUGGGUUUCACGCUACCCAUUUGCUCUAUACUGUUAGGAGAGGCCCUUUCUGUUUUUUAUAACCGUUUACAAUCCAAUGCCUUUGUCAGGAAUCAUUACGUGGCCACUAUUUACAAAGGUAUUGGGACUUUCAUCUUUGGUGCAGCCGUGAGUCAGUCGCUAACUGAUAUCGCAAAAUAUACGAUUGGUCGCCUGAGGCCACAUUUCCUGGAUGUAUGUAAAGUCAACUGGUCCAAGAUCAACUGCAGCCUGGGUUACAUCGAAAAUUUUGUUUGUGAAGGGGAUCAAGUCAAAUCAAAUGAAGCUCGGUUAUCCUUUUAUUCUGGCCACUCAUCCUUCUCCAUGUACUGCAUGGUGUUCCUGGCACUUUAUCUGCACUCCCGAAUGAGAGGAGAUUGGGCCAGGCUUCUCCGCCCCACAAUCCAGUUUGCUCUUGUUGCAGUCGCUAUCUAUGUUGGCCUUUCCAGAGUAUCUGACUACAAGCACCACUGGAGCGAUGUUCUGACCGGCCUUAUACAGGGGGCGAUUGUAGCUGUACUUAUUGUUGCAUAUGUCUCAGAUUUUUUUAAUGUCAGAAAGGGAAGUUUGAACGACAAGGAAGAAGACUCUCACACUACACUGCAUGAAACAUCCACAAAUGGGAACCACUGCGGAAGUAUUCUCCAGCCAUAAAAUCCACCGCACCACUUAAACCAUCCUGCUUUUAAAGAGAAAUACUCAAGAGUUUUAAUGCUCUACUAUAAAGCCUUUAAAAAUCCUUGAGUGCAUUAGGCACACCGUUGUGCCAGCUUCUUGCGCCGAGGUAUUUAACGGACUGCUGCUAUACGUGUUGGAUGUCCACUUUACCUGUAUAUAGUUAUAGAACACCCUUUAUGUAUAUGACAUAGCUUUAAGAUAAGUUUAAAUUGUUUGACAUUUAUCAAUUACACACAAUUAAAUGUGGUAUUCAAACUGUAAUUUUUUUUAUUAAAAUAGUGUGGUAACAUGUUAUGUACAAACAUUUGUGUAAUAUUGCUUUCCUGGAACGGAGCUUCUUAAGCAGAUUUAUACCACAGAAAAAUUAAAAAUGGUUUAUAGCAAACAUC